This is a messenger RNA of Heterotrigona itama, 607 nucleotides long. NCBI's taxonomy places the organism in Eukaryota, Metazoa, Arthropoda, Insecta, Hymenoptera, Apidae. The record is from the annotation of a GenBank genome assembly.
AUGUCGGCCGUCUCCGCGCUCUACGUGAAACGAAGCGAAACGAAACGAAUGAGGAGAAAAGAAAAGAACAAAGGUAGUAGAAUCACGAGGGGGGGAGGAGUGGAGAGCGAUAGAAAAAUUGGUCGAAGGAUGGAUCGUUGUUUGAACGAAAGGUCGUAAGAAUAUAAGUUUCUUCUACGGAGACCCUGUCGCAGGGUAAAAAGAAGCGAGAGGGUGGUCCACCGACCGGAGCUACGACAGGACCGAACGAGAUCGUAACCUGCACCAAUUGCGGACCCAAUCCUUGCACGCACACCACCACCAACGGAUGCACAGCCGAGCUGAGAAAAAAGGAACCACCGCAUCCGAUAAGAGUGGCAAAGACGAUCGACGUGAUAGCAAGAAUCACCUUCCCGGUCGCCUAUUUCAUGUUCCUCACCUUUUUCUUCAUCCACUACAAAGGCACCUCGUAGACCGACACCAGAGGCACAACCAGAGUUCGAAAAGAAUUCCACCGUUGAUCAUCGAAAAAAGACACCGUCUCUCCGCGUGAAUUUUAUUUCAAUUUCAAUUUACCAAAGAGAAUUCGAAGCUAAGGUUCGAGGAGGGUAGGUCGACCCGGAAGUCG